This is a messenger RNA of Fusarium falciforme, 1377 nucleotides long. RefSeq lists its product as hypothetical. The transcript has 2 exons. The record is from RefSeq and is a predicted model, not a curated record. Lineage: Eukaryota; Fungi; Ascomycota; Sordariomycetes; Hypocreales; Nectriaceae. Bases 1 to 1377 code for a protein of 458 amino acids.
AUGGUGUUUUUAGAGAAGAGAUCAUCUUCAGAAAAGAAACCAGAGGCUGCAAGCCCGACUGUUGGUGCCCAGACCACUUCCAGUGGAGUGGUCUGGGGGUACACCGUGGUGUCUUCGGGCCAGACAGCACAGGAAUGGCACACUGAAGAUAACCAGAUUCAGACAACAACCCUUACAGCAAUAGAAACCAUAUGGGUAUUCCUCUCUAGCGCUCCAGCAGAUACUUCGACACCAGCAAGCCAAAGCGAUGCAAGCGCGAAAGUGUCGUCAACGGAGUCGUCGAUAGCUACAUCAUCUUCAGAAGCUGAUGCAGACGGAGUUCCGCCCAAGACGAGCUUGGAAACGAACUCCGCGAGUAAUCCAACAUCAACAUCGACAUCAGCCCCGGCAAAAGAUGGGAACGACAACAGACUCGCUGGCGGUGCGGUUGCGGGCAUCGCUAUAGCCUGCAUCGUCGCCGGCAUCGCUCUUGGUGCCGCUGCGAUGUUCCUCCUCUUCCGACGACGCCGGAGACAGUCUCAGGCAAACUUCCACCAGGUCAGCAAUGGAGGCAUUGAGCCAAAGAAGGACGUGAUGGUGACCGUUACGCCCUCCAAGAACGACGUCGACCUCAACCAGUUCCUCCUGGACACGAUUCCCGACAAGCAGAUUGAAGGAGAACUGCACGCCCUGUCAGAGCUUCUCUACCAGCACGUCGAGAGCCACUACCAUCGCUCUCCAGUUCAUCUCGACGCGCAAACACUGGCCCAGAGCCUCGUUCACAUCGGUUACUCCCCAGCCGCCUCAGGUCUCGAUGAAAUGACUGUUGUUGCGUUGUGUCUGGAGCCUAGCAGCCGCCCGGUUGGUUUACGCCAUGUUUUGUCACAUGUCAUCUUCAGUAGUCUCGACUUCAGCUCGGGAAGUAACAUGGCGAUGCUACCACCAGUCGUUAGAGAAUUCCUCAGCACGAUCCCCUCAGCCGAAAGCAACGGCACAGCUCCAGCGACAUCCCUCGCGCUGUCCAAAUGGCGCAGCCUGUCAACCUUGCUCCUUCACCCUACCCCCGCAGACCGAACGCCUCUCCCCGUGCCGGUGGCGGAGGCUUCACAGCAGGCUGGCGGUCUGGCCAAUGAGCUUAACAGCUUCCUGCGUUUCUUUGCGCCCCAGGACGCCGCGGGGAGCCAGGAGCAGACAAGUCAUCUGCAGGCUGUGAUUUUAGAAUGCACCAAGCUCGGCUACAUUUUGUUGUCUCAGCCUAGUGACUGGAGGUUUGUCUUUAGUGACAAGCAGAGCCGCAGGGUUGUGGUGUGUCCCGGGCUGGAGAAAUUGAGUCAUAGUGAUGGAACUAGGUACAGGUCUCCAAGGGAGGUUGUGGCAGUUGUCACCAUGCCGAUAUGA